This is a messenger RNA of Trichomonas vaginalis G3, 975 nucleotides long. RefSeq lists its product as uncharacterized. The record is from RefSeq and is a predicted model, not a curated record. Lineage: Eukaryota; Parabasalia; Trichomonadida; Trichomonadidae. Bases 1 to 975 code for a protein of 324 amino acids. The transcript has a single exon.
AUGCCGAAUAUAUAUCUGGAGUGGAAUACAUUUUAUGAAGACUCUACUCCAAGUAAUGAAUAUAUCAAUCAGAAGACAAAACCAAAUGACCAAAGCGGCGAUUUUUACGUUUCACUCUGCACAUUCGAGAAUACUGUUGAAUGGGGAGUGAUUCACAUAGAAAAUACAGAUGCAACUUUUAAAUUCCUUUUAGAAGUUUCAAAAUUUUAUAAAUGCAGUAAGUAUUCAAACGGCGGCUGCAUUUAUUUCGAGACCAAUGGACAUAGUGUUAUAUCCAGAAAUUGUUUUGAUUCAAAUCAUUUAUUAUUAUCAAGUGAUAUUUUUACAGGUGUUAAUUUCUACAUUAAAAUAAGCAAAGAUAAUUCAAAUUUAAACCUAUUAUUAGAUUGUUCUAUGCAAAAUUCAGGAAAUCCAUCCCAAAUUGGAGAAAGCACUCUUCGUUUAUAUUUUGGAAAUAUUACAUUUUCUAAUUCAAAUACUUCAUAUUCGAAAAUUAAAUAUAUAUCGAUUCUUGACAUUAAUAGAGGUAAUCCCAGAAACUUAAUCAAAUAUUCCAAUUUUAAUGAUAAUGUAGACAUGGAUCCAGGUAACGAUCCAGCUGCAUAUGUUGCAAAAUCAUCAGAAAUUAAUAACUGUAAUUUCUUCAAUAAUAAAGCAAAACAUUUACUCAAAUUUGCAAAUGCAGGAAGUACUGUAAAUCAUUGUUCUUUCUUUAAUAAUGCAAUAGACGGAUACUACAUUUAUAGCACAUAUACAUCAUAUCAAAUAUAUGUGAAAUACUGCUAUAUAGAUGAUCCAUUUUCAACAACAUCAAAUGUUCAAAUAAGUAACCAUAUUUUAGACAAAUUUACAAAUAAAUUUGAUAUGUCAAAUUGCUUUCAAUUCAUCGAAAGAAUAGCUGGAAUUCAAUCUCCUCCAAUACGUUUUCCAAAAACGGCAAUUGCGAAUGUCGUUUCGUUGUCUUUAAAAAGGUAA